This is a messenger RNA of Prorocentrum cordatum, 4212 nucleotides long. The record is from the annotation of a GenBank genome assembly. NCBI's taxonomy places the organism in Eukaryota, Dinophyceae, Prorocentrales, Prorocentraceae.
AUGGCCGCAGCCCACGGCUCCUGGCGGGAGCCCGACGUCGCUAGAGCUCUGAGGGCCACGUAUCGGGCAGGCCUUGGGAAGAUGGCCAUGGGCGGUCGGAGUCACCACAAGGCCUUCGUGGCUGAGCAGGAGCUCGACGGCGACGAGACUAUCGACGAUGACGACGGCGACCCGGAGUGCGACGCACUUUUGGCCGACCACGGAGUACAUGAUGAUGCCGACCCACCUGUUGAUGAGCGGGAUCUCAUCGACGCCUUGAUCUCAUGGAAAGAGCAGCGGAAGCUACACGGGAAGGUCAAGUGGGGUCGAGGCCAUGCGGGCCUUGACCUUGGAUGCGCCAAGGGCACGGUGGGCGCGGAGACCUUCGAGCAGCACUGCCGACGACUCCGACGGGAUCAUGGACUACAGCCAAUACUUCUACCCAAUGCCCCGCAGGUAUCCUUCCGCUUCGGCAACGAUGGCAGCCAGUCGUCGGUGGGCGAGGUGCUACUGCCGAGUGGGAUCCUGGGCAGGAACGCGGUCACGAAGUGGUCUUUGGUGCCAGGUUCGGCGCCUUUCCUCGUGUCCAAACAGCAGAUCAAGGCCAUGAAGUCCCAGAUUAACACCACCAGGGACACAGUUGCCAUUGCCGAUCUGCCGGAGUGUACACUUCCCACAGGUGCUGGUGGCCACUACGUUCUUUCCCUGACCAAGUUUGACCCCAAGGGUUUCCGUGACAACCUGGGCCCGAUGAUCAGCGACCCCGAGGUCACUAUCUACAUGACGGUCGCCGCUACGGAGGAGCAGCCAAACGUGAUCCCCGCUCCCGAGGGGUCGGCAGGCAACAUCGAGGACAUGACCAUGUGCGACAGGGCUGGAGGUCCACCACCUACACUUCCAAGGGAAGCUGAGGAUGCUGCUCGCAUCAUUAUCGGCAACAACCAUGAUCGGUGCCUGGCGACGAUAGCACCAGCGGAUCUCGACCUGAUGCCAGCUGACCGGCAGGAGCGCAUCGAGCCCCGUGUCGAGUCUACUGCCGAUGCUGAGGAUGACGCUGGUAUCUCCGAGGACCUGAUCGACGAGCUCGCGGAGGCCUAUCCUCCAUCGGGUGAUGCCACUGGCGAGCUCACCCGCCGACAGCGACGACGAUUGGUGAAGGACAUCGCCACGGUCACCGCGCAGCUGCGGCUUGCGGGACUCUUCGCGUUGUUCAGCCCUGAGCGAGUGGGUCCGAAGGCCGAGCUCAAGGGUCUGGGCCCAGCAAAGGCCCUGGACCCGACCACCGGCUGGGACCUCCUGCGCGCAGAUCACCGUCGAGAAAUGUGGCGACAACUGGCUGAAGAUCAACCUGAGUGGGUUGGCAUGUCGCCACCCUGUACGUUGUUUAGCAUCCUGCAGUACAUGAAUAAGCAGAGGGAUACUCCCGAAUAUCAGCGACGUUUGGCAAGCGCUCGGCUCCUACUUCGACUGUGCGUUCAGGUUGCCGAGUACCAACUGGCUCACGACCGUCACUUCUAUAUCGAGCAGCCACAGUCGGCUCAGUCGUGGAACGAACCUGCGAUGAUCAGACUAAGGCGCCAGGACCGGGCGUAUGAGGCAGUUGGCCACGGUUGUCAAUAUGGUUAUCAUGACGCGAUCAGUGGCAAGCCCUAUCGCAAGGCCUUCAGGUUCAUCACUUCGAGUCCGGUGUUGGCUCAGGUGGAGGUCGAGGAGUCGCUGCAGGCGAGGGCCGUGCUCUGGCAGGGUUUGGUCGAGGUCCCCACCCACGAAUCUCUCAUGACGGAAGUGUUUGCCGCGUCCAAGAGGCGCAAGAAGGCUGAUCAGGACGUGGAGGAGCCGCCAGAGUCCCAAGCUGAAGCUCGAGAUCGACGACGGAAGCUGGAAACGGCGGUCCGCAAGAUCCAUGUCAAUCUUGGCCAUCCUGCAGUCGGGGACCUGAUCCGCAUCCUCAAGCAUGGUAACGCGACUGACGAGGCCAUCGCCAUCGCGCGGGAUUUCAAGUGUGACGUAUGUGAACAGAACCGAGCUCCCAAGUUGUCACGGCCAGCGACGGUUCCCAGAGACAUUCAGGCGUUGUCCGAGGUAGGCUUCGACGUCAAGGAGCUGCUGUACUACAUCUCUGGGAAGACUUGGGCCGCUCUGAACGUCGUGGACGGUGCCAGCUCUCUCCAACAGAUGAUGCCGCUGGCGGGUAAUGAGGAGAACGGUGAGACUCUCAGGAAGGCCUGGGACGUGGGCUGGCGAAGGCCGUACGGAGCACCGGUCAGGGCCAAGUGUGACUCGGCCCGGGCCAAUACCGGUGCCAUCAUGUCCGAGGUGCUGGAGUGCGACGGAGUGGACUUCGACGUCAUUCCAGGAGAAGCUCACUGGUUACUCGGAAAGGCUGAAAGACAUGGCUCGUGGUUCGCCAACAUACUGAGCAAGGUGAUCGAGACAGUCCAGCCGAAGAACCAUCAGGAGUGGGAGCAAUACGUCAGUACAGUCUGUGAUCAGAAGAACCGCCUCUUGAGGAGGAGUGGGCAGACUGGCAUGUGCGUCAAGAGUUCAGGGCUGCUCAAGAGAAAUUCAAAGGAAAGCAAGGCAACUCGGUCUACGUGGAUCUGCCUGCUGAGAAUCAAGGACAGGCACCGGCUCCAUCUGGCGACGGUCGUAUCAUCGUGGUGCCGGCACCUCUGCCUGUCGGUGCUGGGCCUGCUCUACCUCCGGGGCCCGCUCUAUCUGAGGACCGACCCCUACCUGACGCUGGUGGACCAAGCCGCCAAGAGAAAGAUCGACGUGCUGCAGGAUCCGAGCCUAGUCGCCCGACGCGUGUUCGACAUCGAGGGUAAGCCCUUGAAACGCCUGAGGGAGAAGACAGCAGUCCCGACUGAGGGUCUCACAUCAUCGGCGACAUCUGGUCAAACUAUCACCAUUGCUGUGCAGCCUGCCGUCGAGGAACCUCCGACUCGGCCAGCUGAUGCUCGGCAGGCGCUCCUGGACUCCGAUCCAGAGCACGACGAGCUAGUGGCAGAGGCUGAGACGGAGGAUCAGGACGUGAUCAUCCCUGCUGAUGUCUGCCUGACCUCCAUGGCGCGCACCGGCGAGCCCUGCUACGAGGCAUUGCUGGCGAAGGGCCGCAAGGAGAUCACCGAGAAGGUCAUCACCCGGGAGAUCCUGAACGCCAAGAUGACAGAGUGGCAGACCGUGGACCAGGAGAAGCAUGCCGUACGUGUGUGCAGCUUGAAGGAGUCAGGUGAGAUCAAGCGUACCCGACCCGAUCGGCUCGUUGACACACGUUUCAUCCUGACCAUCAAGCACGACCCCGACGGCAAGGAGUUGGUAAAGGCCCGCUGGGUUGCCAGAGGUUUCAAGGACCCGGACGCUCUCAAGCUCGUCUACUGGAACCAGACGGCCGCACCUACGGUAUCGCAGAACGCUCGCAUGCUGACACUUCAGCUGGCUGCAUCACAUCAAUGGCGACUUCAGAUCGGAGACAUCCGGGGCGCAUUCAUGGAGAGCGACCCACUACAACGACCAGAUGGACCACUCUACGCGAAGCAACCACCUGGCGGCCUUCCUGGUCUUCAUCCUGAUCAGGUGGUGGAGCUUGUGCUACCUCUGCAUGGUUUGGAUGACGCUCCUUGCCGCUGGUACUCGAAGACAUCAGGUUGGCUUACAGAUCAGACGGCUCACGAGGGCAGACCGUGGACGAAGUCACGCUUGGAGCCCUGCCUCUUUCUCCUUCGUGAUGCUCAGUGUAAGCUUUGUGGUAUUCUUGUGGUCCAUGUUGACGAUGCGUUGAUCGCGGGUGAAGGUGUUUAUUUUCAUGAGGCGGUGCGGAGAUUGAAGGGGAAGCUCCUUUUCCGAAAGUGGGCUGUCGGUGAGGGUGAGUACUGUGGCAGUGUUCUCCACCAGGAUCCGAAGACGUUUGACAUCUCCAUCCGCCAGACCACGCCUUACCAGGAGCUCAAGCCACUACUGAAGCGGAAGUUGCAGGACUUCGACGCUUACUUGGUCAAGGAGGCUGGCUCUGCAGUCAGACACGACCAGACACCAGUGUGCAGGUCUCUCAGGGACAACAAGUGCUGCCUCGACCGACUGUGGCUGGCGGACGGGUUGACGAAAGACACUGCUGAGACUUGUGACUUGCUCAGGGGUGUCAUCAGGACCGGAUGCUACCAGAUCUCCGAGGAGAGUCUCAUGCUGGAGUUGGCCAAGACGGAGCGGGAGCAGAGGAAGGUCAUCAAGAAGUGA